AAUCCUGCGUGUCGGCUAUUACCUCCCUCCAUUCUCCGUAGGACAACAGCCAUGGCCACCGCUCCCGUUCAUCUUGUGCUGGAUAAUACGCUCGGCGCAAUGUUCAUAGGCGUUCUUUUGUCCGCGAUCUUGUAUGGCAUCUCGUGCCUGCAGAUGUGGCAUUACAUGGACACGUUCAGAAAAGAUCCGUGGUACCUGAAGAUGCUGGUCUCCGGCGUAUUCUUCUGUGACACUGUUCAUCAAGCACUCAUUUCGCACACUGUUUAUUAUUAUCUUAUUUCGAACUUCGACAAUCCCAUCGCGCUCAACAGCAUCGUCUGGAGCUUGGUCACUGAGGUGCUUUUCACCGGAUUUACUGCGUUGAUGGUUCAGGGCUUCUUCACCUACCGCAUCUGGAGACUCAGCCACAAGAACAUAUACCUGACCGUCUUCGUCUCCGCAGUGGUCCUCGGCAACUUUGUGGUUCUGCUGGCGUAUACUAUCAGAGCAUUCCAGCUUCCUUUGUUGUCGCAACUUCCAAAGAUCAAGCCGCUUUCGGAGGCCAUCAACAUCAUGGGCGCGAUCACGGACGUCCUCAUCGCGGCAGCCAUGUGCCUCUUGCUCCACAAUGCACGGAGUGGAUUCAAGCGGUCGGACAGCACGAUCAACAGGCUCAUGAUCUUCGUUUUCAACACCGGUCUUCUCACCAGUGUCUGCGCUAUGGCGUCUUUGAUUUCUAUUCUCGCAUGGCCGAAUGCCUACAUUUAUAUUACAUUCUUUUUCAUGAUCGGCCGACUGUAUAACAACUCAAUCCUUGCCGCCCUGAACUCGCGCACCAGCGGCGGCAGUACCUCUGCGAACGGUCGCAGCAGGGACAACGGUGACGUGUCCGUGUCAUUCGGCGCAAGCAACACCCAGCAGCGUUCGUUCCAAUUGUCCAACGUGAAAAAGACGUACCCCGAUGGUGGUUAUACAUCACCGACGCCGAAGCAAGGAAUCACCAUCAGCAUUGAUCGCGACUUCGAGACGUAUGAUGAUAUAGAAUCGCACAACGCCAGUGUCACCACCCGUGUUGGGGACAUCAAGUCCGAAGUCUGAGGUUCGUACUCGUCACGGGGUUGUAUCAAAAAGCCCGGUCCAGGCGACAAGGCACCAAGAAUAUAAGUAUAUUCGUAUGUUCAUGUCUUUGCGGCCAAUUUUUGUGGGGGCUUUGAGCCCAAUGUUACAUCACAAUUACACGUUCAAUGUACAUACAACAACCAAUUGAAACAACGAAGCGAUAAAAAUCGCAUAGACUGUCGGUGCACAGUUCCUUCUCGGAAGUGUAUGGCACUAUCAUUCGUCCCCAACGAGAUUUAUGCACUAUGGAAGUCUACUGUAUUCUUUAGUUUGAGCUCAUGACGUAUGUGAGACUGCCAAGAGGUCGGCUCGCGGUUCAAGAGCCAGCGCAAAGUGUUAGUGUUGCCUGGUAUCCCUUUCUUGUCAUAAUAGAACAGCAGUCGCUCGAAACCGUCCUCGGCGACGUAGCCUUGGAUACCCUUCGCCUUCGUGAAACUUUGAAGCACCCGUUCCCGAGGUAAUUUUACAGCCUCCACGGUUUUCGUCCCGCUCUCGCUGUUCUUCAGUUCAUGCGCGAGAACCUUAGCGACAUCGUCCAGAGAACUGUUCUGUCCGACGAGUUCAUAGCUGGCAUAAUUAUGCGCCGUAGGAUCCAGGAUGACUUCUGCAGCGACCGACGCGACGUCACUCAAAUCAACGAAUCCUUGGAGCACAGACGGCGUGUACCAUGCCCCAAGCUUCCCCGACGAUGCGG
Punctularia strigosozonata HHB-11173 SS5 is the source of this 1792-nucleotide messenger RNA. RefSeq lists its product as uncharacterized. The record is from RefSeq and is a predicted model, not a curated record. Bases 52 to 1077 code for a protein of 341 amino acids. Lineage: Eukaryota; Fungi; Basidiomycota; Agaricomycetes; Corticiales; Punctulariaceae. The transcript is spliced from 24 exons.